UGUGCAGAUUUGUGGAAAUGGCCCAGCUCGGCUCUGUCGUGGCAGUUGCUGCUGCCAUUCUUGCUGCCAUGAUCUUCUCGUCUGUACACAAGGUGGAAGAGGGUCACAUCGCUGUUUACUAUAGGGGUGGAGCAUUAUUAAAGGCAACGAGUGGUCCGGGAUUCCAUCUCAUGCUGCCCUUUAUCACCACUUUCAAAACUGUACAGAAUACCGUCCAGACAGAUGAAGUAAAAAAUGUCCCUUGUGGUACAAGCGGUGGAGUCAUGAUAUACUUUGACAGGAUCGAAGUGGUGAAUUUCCUCAUUCCAAGUGCAGUGUAUGACAUUGUGAGAAACUACACGGCAGACUACGACAAGACAUUGAUUUUUAACAAGAUCCACCAUGAGCUGAACCAGUUCUGCAGCGUUCACACUCUACAGGAAGUCUACAUUGAACUGUUCGAUCGGAUAGAUGAGGACCUGAAGUUGGCACUGCAGCAAGAUUUAACAGCCAUGGCUCCGGGUCUGAUUAUCCACGCAGUCCGGGUGACCAAACCCAACAUUCCAGAAACCAUCCGCAGGAACUAUGAAUUAAUGGAGAGUGAGAAGACAAAAUUACUGAUCGCAGCACAGAAACAAAAGGUGGUAGAGAAGGAAGCCGAGACUGAACGGAAAAAAGCGCUCAUCGAGGCAGAGAAGGUAGCUCAAGUGGCUGAGAUUAAAUUUGCCCAGAUGAUAAUGGAGAAGGAAACGGAGAAGAGGAUCUCCGAGAUUGAAGAUGGUAUCUUUGUUGCACGGGAGAAGGCUCGAGCAGACGCUGAUUUCUACACGGCCCAGCAAGUGGCUGAAGCCAACCGGCUGAAGCUGAGCCCUGAAUAUCUGCAGCUUCUGAAAUAUCGAGCAAUUGCUUCCAACAGCAAAAUCUACUUCGGGAAGGACAUCCCCAAGAUGUUUGUGGACUUGAGUGCCUUUACACCUGGAGCAGUGAGCAAAACAUCAGAGGAAGUGAACACAGCGCCUGAGAUUGACAGCAUGCUGAAGGAGUUUGAAGGCAGGCUAUAACAAUGUGAAUGGAUUGGUGGUACAGCAAGGUAGAAAUCACUGUGAGCUAGCUCAAAUAGCAUUGUGCUGCUUGAAAAAAGGAUGUGGUCCACACUCUUUCUUUUGUUUCCAACUCAUUCUGUCCCUUGGCCAGAGCCCCUUUGAUUGGGUUUCCCUGCACUCAGACUACGACCUGUCCAUCUGCUGUUUGAAAUGUACAUCACUCACCAAGAAGUUGCAUCGUGACUCGAGAUGAUGCAACUCAGUCAAGUCCAUCCAGGAAUGCACCUUGUCCCGUGCAACGUAUUACAGCAGAACUGCAGCUGCUGCCAGAACUGUGAACAAGUGUCUCUUGCCUCGCAUUCUGUUAAUGGUUUUGGGAACUACGCUCAUGUGUGUGAAAGAGAGAGAGCGAGAGAGAGAAUGGGGUGACAUGAUAUUCGAUAUGUGGACUGGUGAAAGGAUACAGAUAGCAUUAGCACCAGGUCAAAUGAGGCAUAGUGUCUGUCACCUGGCAUUAUUUUCCUGAGAGUGUCUGGUCUAUAGCAAGGACUUUGAUCCAUCAGCCUGGUUUUCCAAAUGUAUUUGUGAACAUUCCCUUACUCCCCUAUCAAACACUAAAUAUUGGACACACACACAUAUUCCAGCUUCAGGGACAAACACCUUUGCACUGUGUUCUCUGGGUCCAACAGAUGAUUGCACCAAUGAUCUAAUGAUUUUGAAGGGUUCACUGAAUGUUAACUGCUCUGUUUAGCCCAGUUUCUGUUUAAACAGCAAUCAAUCGUCGACUAUUUGCUGUUUCAUGCUAUAAGUUGCUUUGUCUAACUCUUGGCUCCCCUAGUGUUUAAACCAGACACCCUGACCCCUUCCUUUAUGUCUGCAGCGGUGGGUAAUCAUCUGAAACCUUUAAAGAUGUGGUACCUGAGGUAAACACAGAGUUUAUGGGAAUCUAAACCCACUUAUCCUGUAAAGCGGGUUAACCCUACAGUUCCCUUUAGCCUUGACCAUUUGAUUUCAAAUCCAAUAUACCUCACCAAAUAGGGCUUAGUGAAUGUAGCUGACCUUGAGUGGGAGACUGUCCUUCACUCCUCACGAUGGAUAGAGGAGUAAAUUGAAGAAGCCCUUGUUUGUUUCACAUGCCUGCUGCUGGUCUACAUGUGACUUGAGAUAAAAUGAAUUCGAUUUUGUGACGAGGGUGGAAGGAGCUGUUCUUUUCCUUUAGGGAGCAACUGGUAGUCCUCAAUUUGACUUUCUGUCUGAUUGUGUCGGUAAAUCAUUGGCACAAGAGUCUGUUUUGAUAGCAAGGGAACUGCAAAUGGAUCUGCAUGUCCUGACUCAGAAACCUUGAGGAGUCACAUUCCCCUCGGCACUCUCUGGCUCUUGUACGCUUACGUGUUGCUGCUGUACACAGGCCUGAUUCUGCUUUCAGUAUCACGUGGGUCAGAUGGUGCUUAGAGUCCCUAGGAACACAGAGAUUAUGAGGUGCAGCCAUCAUUUCUCAACUGGAUCGAGAAAGGUGAAAUCCCUGUGGUUGAUAGUUUGAGACUGCAUAUUCAACGUGUGUGUUUGUGUGUCUGUGUGUUUGUGUGUCUGUGUGUGUGAGAGAGAGAGAGAGAGAGAUCCACCCUGCCCAGCUUCCCUCUGACGCGGUCCGAGCCCUCUGCUGACUCAGACAGUUUACUGAUUUGUGCCCUCGUUCUUUGUCCCAUAACAUUGCCCCAUAUCCACACUCCCUCCUGCGCUUUCUGUUCCCAGUUUUUGGUUUCUCACAACUCAGUAAAUUGGGUGAUUUGCCUGGGUUUAAUCACAGCAGUGUAGUUAUCAGAGGGAAAAUGAGAAGGUUUAAGAGCAGCCUUUAUGAUGGAGGCCUAUACAAGCCAAACUGAAUCCAUGUGGUUCAAUUCCAAGGGGAAAGUAUGUACAAUGUCGUAAUCUUCAAAGCGUAUCGAGAUGGCUACAAAAUUGUUUUCUUACUGUUAGACAGAUGAAUAUGAAAUUGAUAUCUUUGUGUUUUUAGAAUGUGAAGAGCAAAUACUAGGAAGGUACAUGCAGCACUUUGGGUUGUGAUCUCGAGGAUGGUCUUUGUAAUCAUUGACUUCAUAUAACGGCCACAGAGCUCAACACCUCAACCUAGCAAGUGAAACUGAAUCUGUUGAUUAGACAGUUCAACUCCCUGAUCAGGAAAUAUUGAUUGAUUUUCUGUUUUAAAAUUCCCACAUUAUUUAUUACAAUGGGAACCACCUAUGUAAACAUGUCACAUUGUAAUUACACCCUCGCACCAGUAGAGGCAUUGCAGUGUCUCCAUUGGCAGGAAGAUAAUAUCAUGUUGUGACAUGCUUCCAAAGGCAACUGCUAUGAUAAAUAGGAAUGAGAAUUAGGAUUCUCUAAAGAAGUAACUGAAAAACAGGAAUUGUGUCUGUCUGGAUAUGUUCAGACAGUUAUUUCCCAACUGCCCCACAGCCAUCCUGUAAAACUGCUUCAUUUGAAAUGCUGUUUUUUUUUCAGAGAAUGUGAAAGGAUCUCUAUGGGUGGAGAGCCACCAAGCUUGUCUCAAACUGACUACAGAUUGCUGAGAGAAGCUGAUACAUUGCUGUUAGCCUGUAUUGUUGCAGACCAUGUGUGAGUGCUGUUCUCAGAGGAAGUCCUGAGGAAUUGGGAGGAUCUCCCACAUCCUGUCUAUUUAAGAACAUCAGCCUUUGGUUCAAAAUUGAUGCCGCCUUCCAGUCCUGUUUCUUAUCAGCCCCUGGGGUGACUAACGGUGGGAUUGAAAUUGAGAAAAUUAGACCAAUGCUGUGUUUCCAAAACAUUAUCUUUAUCCCUGAAGGAAAGUUCUGAGCAGAAUUCUUUGAGUGCAAUGGGUUGGUGAAGACCAUGAGACUGGGGUAGUGCAGAAAGUGUGAUUUUUUUUUUAGAGCCCACACUAGUUUGCUCAAAAAAGAUAAUUGAAUGUGAUCUGAGGUGUGUGUGUGUUUUUGUUAAAUGAGUGCAAUGUCUCCAGGUAGAGCUCUUGCCCACUGUGAUUUUAUUUGUUAAUUAUUCCUUGUGUGCAUUUGAAAUGUUGAAUUUUUGGGGGAAUUAUUUUUUUGUAAAACUUGAUCUGUUAACUUUUCAGUGUCCUGAUAACCCCAAUAAAAAAGUGAUGCCUCAAU
Molecule: messenger RNA, 4168 nt
Organism: Rhincodon typus (whale shark)
Lineage: Eukaryota; Metazoa; Chordata; Chondrichthyes; Orectolobiformes; Rhincodontidae
Product: erlin-2-B-like
Exons: 11
Coding region: 18-1040 (340 amino acids)
Biological process (GO): SREBP signaling pathway
Cellular component (GO): endoplasmic reticulum membrane; endoplasmic reticulum
Molecular function (GO): cholesterol binding; ubiquitin protein ligase binding
Source: RefSeq, a predicted model, not a curated record